This is a messenger RNA of Amblyraja radiata (thorny skate), 4036 nucleotides long. It is a transcript of the gene igsf3, whose product is annotated as immunoglobulin superfamily, member 3. Gene Ontology annotation, cellular component: membrane. The transcript is spliced from 10 exons. Lineage: Eukaryota; Metazoa; Chordata; Chondrichthyes; Rajiformes; Rajidae. Bases 359 to 3868 code for a protein of 1169 amino acids. The record is from RefSeq and is a predicted model, not a curated record.
UUGGACGUCGAGAUCCCACCUCUUUUUCUCUUCCACUCCACUGCAUCCAUUCCGUCUGCUUCUGGGGCGGAUCUGUCGCCUUGUUUUGAACCACCCCAGCCUAUAAAGCGAGAGCCUGUGUGUUUCCAGUGUAGCCAAGUAGUCGGUGGGAUGACCGUGCCGCGCUGAGAAGCUCUCGGAAAUGUACCUGGCUUUAACCUUACUUCAAGCCAUCCCACUGCCCUCGACUCAACACCUCCCCCUCUCUAGUAGCCUUGACCCUGGGAGCUCCACACUGCACGAAGACUGGAUAGUUGUGUGAGACAACCCGGGCUGUAACGUGUUGGUGAGAGCAAAUGCUUUUCAGGCGGUUGCAACAAUGAAGUGCAUUCCCAUCCAGUUGGUCGCGUUGCUUUUGGGUUUGUGCAGAGCUCAAAGGCAGGUGCAGAUGCAGGAAGGACCCCUGAUCAGAUCGGAAGGAUACCACACAACCAUUUGGUGCAACGUAUCCGGGUAUUCCGGAACUACGGAGCAGAACUUUCAGUGGUCGAUCUACCUGCCUUCUGCCCCGACCCGACAAAUCCAGAUCAUCAGCACCAAAGAUCCUGACUAUCCCUACGCGGUGUACGGGAACAGGGUGCAGAAUAAGGAGGUGUACGUGGAGAGGAUUGACCGAGACUCGGCCCAGUUGCACAUUACCAACCUCAAGCUGGGAGAUGCCGGGGAAUAUGAAUGCCACACUCCCAACACCGAAUCCACCUACUGGGGAUCGUACAAUGCCAAGGGGAAUCUGACAGUUAUUCCAGAUACUCUCCGUGCAACAUCUGUAGCCCAGGAGCUGAAUAAAGUGGAGGGAGAUUCGCUGGAGCUGGUGUGCGAGGUCUCUGAGCAAACGCCGUACCACACGCACGUGGCCGUCACGUGGUAUCUCCAGAAGGCAGAUCAGAGUCUCAAGAUCAUCUCGCUGACCCGGGAUUUCAUCCUACGUCCCGGAGAGUCGUACAAGCAGAGGCAGACGUCGGGCGACGUCCGACUGGACAAAACUGGGGCCACGUCCUACAGACUCACCAUCUACAGACUUCAACCGUUUGACCAGGGGACCUUCUACUGUGAGGCCAGAGAGUGGAUUCAAGACCCAGAUAAAUCCUGGUACACCAUAGCCACCAAGCCCUCCGAUAGGACCACUGUCAACGUAAAAGCCUCCGAUAAGAACUUCAGUGUUCAUUUGGAGAAUGAAAAGAAAGUCUUCACGGUGGGAGAGAGCUUGGAGUUGAGGUGUGUCAUUGUGGCUCAGAAUAUACAGGACCGAUAUUUCUCAGAGUUGUGGAUUUAUAACGGCACGCAAAUCGUCAAUAUUGGCCGCAAUGCCGUGCCAACGGUCCAUGCUGACUACACAACCAGAGAGCGUUUGGGAUAUAUAAGGUUUGCAAAAGAGACUGAUACAACAUAUCUGCUGAAGAUCUACCACCUUCAGGUGGAAGAUAGUGGCAAGUAUCACUGUCGGGCCACUGAGCAUGAGAGGACGGUGACAGGAGAUUUCAUCGGCAGAGACACGAACAAAUCUACGAAACAUUUAAUAAUUGUGCUGCCUGCCAAGAGUAGUUUGAACGUGACUGUCACCAGUAACACCACCAAAGUUUUGGAGGGCGGCAUGCUUCAAUUUGUAUGCAAUGUUAAUUUGCCGAUCGGCAACCACAAUCGCCUCUCCAUCACCUGGCAGAUGAUCAACAAGCGGGGUCAGGCCAGUGACGUUAUCAGCCGGGAACAGGAUGGGACCCAAGUCAUUGACACAUCCUACCACAAGCGGGGGGCCAGCGGAGACCUCAGGCUGGUCAAACAAGGGCCGGGCUCCUUUGUGUUGCAGCUCCACAAUGCAGCAGUGUCGGAUGACGGAGAGUAUAUCUGCACCAUGGCCGAGUGGAUCUCAAGCGCGGCCAGAGAUUGGCAGCUGGUCGGGAAGCAAUCGGCCCGCAUCGGCGCAGUGGUUACUCCACUUGAGAGUGGUUUCAGCGUAACAGCAAUAACACGGACACCCUCGGUGACGUACGGUAAUGCGUUUGAACUCCAGUGCUUCAUCAGACCAAACUAUCCUUCCUGGGUGUCUGUAUCGUGGAGGUGGAAAUUCCAGUCAUCCCAAUCAGGCAACAUCUACGACAUGGUCACGUUUGCCCGCGACACGUCUAUCAUUUGGGGAGAUAAGGUCACAAAUUUUAAAAGCAAGACGAUGAUAACAAAGACGCCCAAUAACGUCCGGCUAACCGUCUCCCAGGCGAGUGAUUUGGAGGCGGGGAGAUACCAGUGCAUUGCAGAACUUUGGCAUCCGAAUCAGAUGGAACAGUGGGUGAGGAAAGCUGAAAAAUCGUCAAACAUCCUGGAGGUCAAGGUCAAACCGCCAGAGGCAAGACUAGAAGUCAGCCAACUAAAGCGAAACUUGGUGGUGACGGAGAAUGACAAUAUUCGCCUGAGCUGUGUCAUCACAAACCAAACCAGCACCGACUCUCAAUUUUCUGUCCAGUGGUACGUUCAACGCUCCCAAGAGGAAGCGGACAGGCUGAUUCUGAGAUCAAACCGGGAUUGCAUGUUCGAAUACGGCAACGAGUUGUUGGGGCACGAGAGGAUGGAGAGACUGCAGGCAGCAAAGACUUCCAGUGGCCAUUACACCUUGGUCAUACACAAGGCUGACGUCGAUGAUAGUGGCAAAUACUACUGCCUGGUGCAGGAAUGGCUGCUGAGUCCCAACAACAACUGGUAUAAAGUUGGAAUCAACAUGUCGGGAUUGACUUACGUCACCGUACAGCGACCAGAUAACAAUUUGCAGACAGUGAAGAUGGAAAGGGCAAUUUCCGUGCCAGAGAACGGUCAGAUUCGAUUGGAUUGCAAGAUCAGCAACCGAACCAACUUGGACUCCCAACUCUCAGUGGUGUGGUUUGCACAGAAUUCCCUGGAUACAGACAAAUAUCCCAUUUUCAGCCUGAACCGGAAUUCUGUUUUUCAGUAUGGUAGCUCAACGGACAACAUGAUGAGACUGAGGAAUAGACUGCAAUAUGAGAAACCUACCAACGAUUUGUACAGUUUGAUACUUCAGAAGGCCACCAUCUCUGACACUGGCAGCUACUACUGUUAUGUGGAGGAGUGGGCAGUCGAUCCCAAUAAUAUGUGGUACAAACUAGGAGAGGAUCAAUCUGGAUUAACGACUGUCACCGUACAGCAACCAGAAUUUAAAAUGCAAUUGGAUAAAACAGAAUUGAAUAUUACCGUCUCAGAGAAGGACCUGUUCCAGCUCAGCUGUAAUGUGACCCAACAAACUCAAGAUAACUCUCGAUUUGCUGUGUACUGGUUUGCUUGGAAGGUCAAAGAAGACAUUGAUGGGAUCGUCAAGGAGACGAUUCUGAAAGUUGAUCACAAUUCGGUAUUUGGUUUCGAUGCCUUGACGGACAGGGCUAAAAGCAUGAAGGACAGAUUGCAGUUCGAGAGGCCAUCCAACGGAUUGUACACUCUGACAAUACAUAAUUCAGGCAGAGGUGACACAGGGAAUUACUACUGCAACGUAGAGGAGUGGAUUCAAAAUGCCAACAACAUCUGGUACAAACUUGGAGAGGAUGAGUCUGGGCUGCUUACUGUCACUGUUCAAAGCAAAGGUUCAACCCUUCAUCAAGCAAUUUGUUCAAACGAUGCUCUGUUUUACUUCAUAUUCUUUUAUCCCUUUCCAAUUUUUGGGGUCCUACUUAUUGCCAUUUUACUUACACGCUACAAGACUCUAAACGCGCAGAAAAAGUCUGAUGCAAAGAAUGGUGUUCCGCUACUCUGGAUUAAAGAGCCAGCGGUAACUUAUUCCCCAACAAGUCUUGAGCCACCGGAUUUCAGAAUAGGACCAGGAAGCAUCGCGUAACAAAGGAAAAAGAGAAAAGAAUUUUGGACAAAUAAAUUGAUGUUCAACUGAGGUAAUAUUGAACUAAAGGUGAAUAUUCACCCCAAAAAAGAUGAUCAAAAUUUGAAAGCAACAUCCUCCAUCCCUUGUAUCAUGAAUGAAGAUCCUGAGGGUCAAUCGAUUGAGAAA